This is a messenger RNA of Penicillium egyptiacum, 4467 nucleotides long. The record is from the annotation of a GenBank genome assembly. Lineage: Eukaryota; Fungi; Ascomycota; Eurotiomycetes; Eurotiales; Aspergillaceae.
AUGUUUUCCUCGUCGAAUAAUUUCCUCGGGGGUGGUGCCACUGGCCGUCCCGGCCAGGCACCAUUCAUGCAACAGCAACAACAACCCCCCUAUUCGCAAAUCCCCCAAGGCCAGCAGCCGCCAUCAAUCCAACAACCUCAACCGACUGGGUUUCCUCCGCAGCCCACUGGUCUUGCUCCACAGUCGACCGGAUUCGCCGGCCAGCCUUCCCCGUUCGGUAACUCGCAGCUACAGCCUCAAGCCACCGGAUUCCCCGCAGGACAGCUCCAGCCGCAAUUCACUGGCUUCCCCGGCGCCCCGCCCCAGCAACCCCAGCAGCAGCAAGCGCAAAGCUUGCCACCACAAUACACUGGAUACCCUCCCCAGAACCAAGCGCAGCAGCCGCCCCCGGUGCCGCAGAUACCAACUCGAUUUAAGACCUCCAGCGAUAUCGCAAACUCCUUCCAAGAUGCUGCUGGCUCUGGGGCGCCUCCUCAGGUGCCACCGAAGACGGGUUCAAAGAUCCCAAGCAUUCGGCUUUCGUUUAUCACGGCGCAGGAUCAGGCGAGGUUCGAGCAGCUCUUUAAGUCUGCGGUUGGCGAUAGCAAAACAAUGGAUGGCGACAAAGCAAGAGAUCUUUUGUUGCGUUCCAAGUUGUCGGGCGGUGAUCUUUCUAAGAUUUGGGUCUUGUCUGAUACCACUAAAUCCGGACAGUUGUUAUUCCCCGAAUUCGCAUUGGCCAUGUACCUCUGCAACAUUCGUCUAACCGGCCGCGAUCUUCCUUCUUCCCUACCCGAGACGAUCAAGAACGAGGUUUCCAGUAUGGUUGACAUCAUCUCGUUCGAUGUCCCCGACACACAGCCGGCGCCGGUCCAACAACGAACAAACGUCCCCAACUUUGAUGCGCCUCUCAUGGAGAACAAAUCGACACCCCCGAUUGUUCAGCAGCCCGUUCCGCAGCAACCUAACAAUGCCCAGCUGCUGUCGCAGCUGACAGCACAGCCCACUGGGUUCUUCCCCCAGCAGAGUGGUAUCCAGCAGCCCAACCAGACGGGCUUCCCUGGACAGAACCAGUCUCAAUUCCUUCAGCCUCAACAAACAGGUUUUAUUACCAACCCGCAGGCUACUGGAUAUACCGGCCCUCGGCCCCCGAUGCCACCUAUGCCUACUGGUUACGGGUCGAACCUCAGUCCCGCCCAGACCGGUGGAAUGCAAGGCCUGGGUGUGCAGCCUACGGGCCUGGCUGCGCAACCUACGGGAAUGCCAGGUCAAUGGGGAUUCAUCAAUACACCAGCGCAGGGUUUGCCCAACAUCGAUGCUAUGAAGCAGCAGCUCAUGCCGCAGCCUGGGCGUGAGGGUGGUUUCAGCGCUGUUGGCCUUUCAGGAAAUGCUACAGUUGCCUGGGCAAUUACAAAGGAGGAGAAGAAGAUUUACGAUGAUCUUUUCCGCGCAUGGGACGGUUUCCGCAAGGGCUUCAUCAGUGGCGAGACUGCCAUCGAGAUCAUGGGCCAAAGUGGUCUGAAUAGAAAAGAUCUGGAACGGAUCUGGACCCUGGCUGAUCCCCAUAACCGUGGCCGACUGAACAUGGAUGAGUUCGCCGUGGCUAUGCACAUGAUCUACCGUGCUCUGAACGGAUACCCAGUUCCCAACCGUCUACCACCCGAGCUUGUUCCCCCUUCUACGAGACACUUGAAUGACUCUAUCGGUACAGUCAAGUCUCUUCUCUCACAGGAUGCUGAAAAUCGCAAGGCUACCGGUGCGUUCCUGCAGCCGCAGAAGACUGGUGUCAGCUAUCUCAAGGAUCACUCCUUCCGUGGCGGUACAGCAGGCGCUUCUCCAGCUAGCCGCAAGGAUGCGACGAUGUUCAAGAACAAUGACUCCGCUGGUGGAUACCGCUCUAGCGCACGACGUCGCGUUGGUAACGAGACUCGUACCCCGUCACCGGCUGCCUCUGGCGCUUCAGAGGAGGAGUAUUCUGUGGAACAGCUGCAAAAGAAGAUCCGUGAGGCCAAAGUCAUGAUUGACGCUGCCGACUUCGAGGACGAGAACCGAGCUGAGGAUGAUGAUGCUCUAGACCGUCAGGACCGCCGCGAGGCAGAGAGUCUCAUGGACCGUAUCCGUCGCGUACAGGACGAUCUCGAUACCCACCCCAAUGCCGCAUUCCGUCAAGUGGACAGUGGGGCAGAUCGUAGGGCUCUUCGUCGCCAACUGCAGUCUUAUGAAGAUCAAGUUCCUCAGGUUGCAUCUGACGUGCGUCGUCUUGAGCGCGAGAUCGCGGAUGCGAAGCUCGAGCUCUUCCGUCUCAAGGACGCCAAGGCACACCCCGGUGGCGCCUCUAACAUCAUUGGCACUGGCCCUGGCGGUACUGUAACUGAGGCAGAUCGAAUCAAGGCCCGCGCGCGUGCACGUAUGCAAGCCCGGGCUGCCGAGCUUGCUGGACGCCCCGCACCCGCGACGGAAGAUGACGAUGGCCAAGCGGCUCGUCGUCUGGAGUCUGAGAGCACUAACGUGAAGAUGGAGCGGGAGCGCAACGACACUAUGACCCGUGAUGUUGAAGAAAGUGUCCGUGAUUUCGCUCGCAGUCUGGAAGAUAGUCUCCGGGACGCGGGCCAAAACUCCACACGUGAGCAUGAGAAGCGUCGUUGGGAAGAUGCAUUGGGAGUUGAGGACGUCAUCCGUGACUUCAUCUACGACCUGAGCCGCAAUGCGAGAACCGCGAAUAUUCGCAAAGAAGAGUAUGUUAUUCUUGCCAAUCAAGAAAAGCGCCCAAUGCUGAUGAUUCACAGGCGAGAGAGACAUUCCCCGGAUGCGCAAUCUCGAGCAUCUCCAGCGGCUGAAUCUGCCGCUGUGCGCCCUUCGAUGCCCCCGUCCGUGGACUCGUCAAGCUCUCUUCCGGGUGGCACACAUGAAGAUCGUGUGGCAGCUGCUCGAGAGCGUGCACAAAAGCGCAUUGCUGAGCGCAUGGCAGCUGCUGGUCUGAAGCCGCAUGACGCUCCUGAGACUCUUGCGCAACGCCAGGAGCGUGAGAAGAAGGAGCGCGAAGAUCGUGUCAAACGCGCUGAGGAAGAGGAUGCUAAGCGGGAACAAGAGAGACAGCGUCGCCUGGCUGAGGAACGGGGCGGUCCUACUGAUGCAGUUCCGAAGACUGCGGGCAAGAAACCGCCACCGGCGCCGCCCACCCGCAGGGCUCGCACGGAUAGUGCCGGCCAAGCCGAUGCCAAGAAGGAGGAGGAACCCGCCAAGGUAAACCAGGCUGCCCGUGAGCAGGCCAUCAAGGAGGAGCAAGAAGUGCAGGAGGCGGAGACUAAACGUCUAGAGGGCGAGGCAAGCCGACGCGAGUUGGAAUUCCAACAAGAGAAGGAUGCCCAAGCCGCUCGACUUCAUGCUCUUGAGGAACAGGUCCGCCAGGGUAAGAUCAAGAAGCAGGAAGAGAAGCGCCGCAGGGAAGAGGCUAGCCGACAGGCUAAAGAGCAGGAAGCUAUGCUUGCGGCCCAACGCGCUGAACUGGAGGCGGCUAAGGAACGUGAACAACAGCUGCAGCGCGAACUCGAGGGCCUUGACGAGUCAUCAUCCGAUGACGAAGGCCCUGCCGAUAUUACGCCUCAGUACAGCACCCCGACACAGAGCCAGAUCCUCCCUACCCCGCCUCCCGUGCCUACGAUAGCUAUUCCUGAACCUCCCGCCCCCGAAAGUGUGCCGAGCGAAGUGAGCUCCCCCGAAAGCAGCCGUGGUGUUCCUGCCGUCACACCCGAUGCUGAGUCCAAGAACCCAUACUUCAAGAACAAAAGUCAGGCAUCCGAACCCACCCAGGCGACCUCGCCGCCGGCUGCAGCUCAGUCUACGAACCCCUUCCACCGCUUGACCCAGCAAGAACCUAUCAAGCCCACCUUCACCGGUGCAGCCCCCCUGGAACGCAAGACUCGUGCUCGCCCGGAGGAAGACGAUGACUGGUCCGCUGCCGGCUCCGAGGUCGAUUCGUCUGAUGAUGAGGACGACCGUCCAACUGGUGGCAGCGCGAAACAACUUGCCAGUAUCCUGUUCGGCACUAUGGCGCCUCCACGUCCUCUGAGUGCUAUGGAUGAAGACAAGUCUGCCUCGAAAUCCGCUACCCCGGUACAAGAAAGCCCUGUCGCACCUCCACCGCCACCCCCAGUGACUCUGCCUCCUGUUCCUGCUAUACCAAGCCCUAGCGAUUCCACCUCCCCACCAGCCGCUCCAUCUGCAGUACCUCCCCCUCCCCCGCCUCCGCCUCCUCCCCCAGGAGGAGCUGGUGCUCCUCCGAUGCCCCCGCCUCCGCCUCCUGGCGGAGCCCCCUCUGCUCCCCCUCCACCCCCUCCAGCUGGCAUCCCGCCUCCACCUGCUCCCCCAGCCGCGGCCGGUGGCGCUGGCCGAGGCGCCCUCCUCGCGUCUAUCCAGCAAGGCAAGUCCCUGAGGAAGACUCAGGUGAAUGACCGUAGCACCAGCUCGUCGGCUGGACGCGUGCUGUGA